ACGAAAUCCGCAGGCAGUGUCGAGCAGCAAUGUCUCCUACUCUUACCUCUGGAGAAGGCAACCAGCAGCUCUGCAAAACCACAAAUGUGACCCUUCUCAACGAUUUCUAUACAGAUUACCCCCAGGCCCAUGUCGAGAAACCUUUAGUCGAAUUUUCCCUUUUCCCCAGUCUCCCACAUGAGAUUUGCUCGGCGAUUUGGAAGUGUAAUUUGCGUCGUCACCGCCUGAUUAGUAUCCAAGUUACCGAUGAAGAUGAUACUGCUUGCCCAUCAGGACCUUCCUCUUCGCUACCAUAUACAGACACAAACGGGCUAGGAAAUAUAAUUAGUAAGAGAAACUAUCGAUUAUCAGUCACUUCGAAUCAUCGACUUAGCCCAUUACUACAAGUAUGCCAUGGGUCGAGACGAGCUGCUUUGGAGUUCUACAGGUUACACAUCCCUUACGACUUGAAGGCUCAUGGUGAACAACACUGUUUGUACUUGAACCCGGAGUUCGACUUUCUGCACAUCAAACAACGAGGUGCUCCAGAAUUGUUUGUGGAUUUAUUACAUGAUGCUAAGGCAUAUGAUCCAUUAGGGGCAGGGUUACUAAAUGUAGGCAUCGGCGAGAUUCAUCCCGAGGACCUUCAGCUGCCAAUGAACCCUGCAACACUGGCUCCUCUUGCACUCUCAACAUUCACAGCAGCGCUAAAUAGCCUAGAGAGGGUUUUCUUUCACCAUGUUGUACAUUAUGAGACUAGGCAAAUGUUCAACUCCAUAGGCAUGGAAGAAGUUCGCUACAACCGAUCAUACCCGUUGAACUCGCAAACAGAAGUAUUUGACCUUCUCGAUACCGAUCCUCGACCUAUUACCGCUGAUUUGGCCAAAGUCUCUGUUGGCUGGGACCCACGGGAACCACUCUGCUUAUGGCAGGAGAUGGAGAGCAAGUUUCAAAUCCGUCGCUCACACCCCGUUGAAUAUCAAUUUCUAAUAACUGCUUCAUCCCACCGUCAUGACGAUGAUAGCAACGUUUUGACUCGAGGUGACGCGGGGAGAUUCUUGCAAUAUGAAGAAGCGAAGUGGAAUAAACCUUGGGAGGAAGGGGAACUCUUCCAACGCCUAGGAUAUAUAAACCCAAACACGCCUGAGAUAAUAAAGCAAGCCUCGAUGCCAGUAUUUGGAUUCUGGCUGUUUCAUGUAGACGCGUUUGGAGACAUCCCAAAGGGACAGUUGAGGAUUGGUAGGAAUGGUAGGGCCCAGUGGGAGAUGAAAAUGGUGAAAGAUCUGACGAAACACAGCCCACAGCUUGGUGUAUUUCGUCUACCACACGAUUAA
Messenger RNA from Amorphotheca resinae ATCC 22711, 1313 nucleotides. RefSeq lists its product as hypothetical. The record is from RefSeq and is a predicted model, not a curated record. The transcript has 2 exons. Bases 30 to 1313 code for a protein of 427 amino acids. Lineage: Eukaryota; Fungi; Ascomycota; Leotiomycetes; Helotiales; Amorphothecaceae.